CUUUGGUCUUAAUACUUUCAUUGCUGGAAGAGCAGAUAACUUCAGGAGGAUCUUGGACCCCUGGGAGAAAAAAGCCCAGAUUCAGACUGGGAAAAAAGGUGAGAGUCAGAAGACACAUCCUAUUGGCCAUAAGGUGAAGCUCUCUGCCAUUCCAUUUGGACGGGUGGAGUGUACAGAGAGAGAGCUGUUCACCAGAGGCAUUCUACCUCCAACACGAGAAGGAUUGCUUCAAGAGGAAGAACAUCUUAACAGCUAGCAGCAUUCGCUUCAUGAGCUUUUUAAGGGAGUGAGUUUUGGCUGAGGACAAGGUGGCAAAGAAAAGGCCAUAGAAUGUCGACCAUUGGCAGUUUUGAAGGGUUCGAGCCAGUGUCACUGAAGCCAGAUGAUGAUGACCAUCCCUCAGAAAGAGAGAGACUACCAGUUGAGGAGCGGAGCUCAGGAAGAGAUUCAGCAUCUGACAGGAUUGCAAGGCAACCUAGUGUGACUGAAUCAGCUCUCUAUCCAAAUCCCUUCCUUCAGCCACGUUCUACACGCAAAUACUUUGUUACUCGGCCAGGGGCAAUUGAGACAGCCAUAGAAGACUUAAAGGCCCACGUGGAAGAGAAAAGAGGUGAAGUGGUUCAAGGCUUCUGGCUCUUGACAGAAGUAGACCACUGGAACAAUGAGAAGGAAAGGCUGGUGGCUAUCACGGAAGACACCCUGCUGAUCUGCAAAUAUGACUUCAUCAUGCUCAGCUGUGUUCAGUUACAAUGCAUCCCCCUGAACAGCAUCUGUCGCAUCUGUCUGGGCAACUUUGUCUUUCCCGGAAAGUCCUUGGAUAAGAGACAGGGUGAAGGCAUCCGGAUCUUUUGGGGAAAGAGAGAAGAGCAGUCCCUCUUGUCCCGCUGGAACCCUUGGUCCACAGACGUUCCUUAUGCUACUUUUACUGAGCACCCCAUGAAGUACAGCAGUGAGAAAUUCAGCAAAAUUUGCAAGAUGUCUGCCUUUACGGCCCAGCUUGUGCCUGCUGUCCAGAAUGCUCACAAGACUUCCUCAGAACCUGGGAGAGGAAAAGGAGUGAUGGUUUCAACAGAACCAAUUCUUAUUGAGACCUACACCGGUCUGAUGUCAUUCAUUGGAAAUAGAAACAAACUAGGCUACUCCUUGGCUCGUGGCAGCGUAGGGUUUUAAAAUUGUAUCCUUGUAGGAUUACUUCUAUCAUUAGAUCUAUCAGCAUGCCAUCACUGGGGGUUCCUGGACGAUUUUCCUCUACAUUGCUGUAAACUAGGGUCAUUGUCUUUCCUAUUGUCUCCCAUCCACACACCCCAUCAUUUACAAACUUUAUAACAUGAGGACCCAUGUGUUGCUCCAUCUAAGGAAAUAUGGAGGUCAUCUAAGUUAAGAUAGUGUGUUUCAGACCUUUAUACAAAGGCUGAGAUAAUCCAUAAUUAAACCAUGAAUAUGUUAUCAAAUUAGUGCCUGGAUGUAAAGAGGGUUCUACGUAUGAAUACAUUCUCUUCCUGUC
This is a messenger RNA of Monodelphis domestica (gray short-tailed opossum), 1504 nucleotides long. It is a transcript of the gene TPRG1, whose product is annotated as tumor protein p63 regulated 1. Lineage: Eukaryota; Metazoa; Chordata; Mammalia; Didelphimorphia; Didelphidae. Gene Ontology annotation, cellular component: cytoplasm. The record is from RefSeq and is a predicted model, not a curated record.